Molecule: messenger RNA, 702 nt
Organism: Fusarium proliferatum ET1
Lineage: Eukaryota; Fungi; Ascomycota; Sordariomycetes; Hypocreales; Nectriaceae
Exons: 1
Coding region: 1-702 (233 amino acids)
Source: RefSeq, a predicted model, not a curated record
AUGACGCAGCAAAUGAUCUCCAGCCUGACAAAGACGGGAAUAGAGGCUAGCCUGCAUUUUGCGAGGUUUCGGGUUACGAAAAUCGAACUUUCUGACGAUUCAAAAUCUCAAUUCGCCCUCGAGUCAAUGCUCAACGCAGCGAAGCUUUUAGCGGAUGCCAAAGUCGACAUCAUUGGCUGGAGCGGCACAUCCGCAGCCUGGCUGGGGUUUUCUACAGACGAGACUUUAUGUCAGGUGAUUGAGAACACCACCGGUAUUCCGGCAACUUCAUCGGUGUUGGCGAUAAGAGAUAUUUUACGUCUAAAGGUGGCUCCAGAGAUUGGCCUCGUGACACCAUACGUGGCGAAGGUUAAUGUUUCAAUCUGCGAGAACUUUACAACCGAGGGGCUCCCCAUAGCGACGUCAAGAUCACAGUGCUCCGGCUUAACGACGAAUUUUGAUUUUGCGGGUGUUCAAGAGAAAGACUUGGAUGGGAUGGUCGCAAAGGUUGUCGCGAAUGGUGGCCGGGUCAUUCUUAUCAUGUGUACCAACCUUGCGGCUGCUCAAAGAGCGAUAUUCUGGGAAAGGAAGUAUUCCAUUACAGUUUUAGACUCGGUCGCCACUGUACUGUACGGUAUGCUUCGACAACUCGGCAUGGCAACUUCAUGCCUUGCUAGUGAAUGGGGUUCAUUAUUCAGUAUCGAAACUGGCCAGAACAUUUAG